This is a messenger RNA of Miscanthus lutarioriparius, 555 nucleotides long. Lineage: Eukaryota; Viridiplantae; Streptophyta; Magnoliopsida; Poales; Poaceae. The record is from the annotation of a GenBank genome assembly.
AUGCUGUACGUGCAGCGAUUCCGCAAGGUGAGCCCUGACAGCGGCGCGUGCGGGGCACGGAGCGGCGGCAGGGGCAGUGCACGGCACGCCAUCGAGAACCCGGCCUUCCUGGACGGCCUGCUGGCGCGCCGUGGCGGCACGCACGUAGAGGCCGCCGGCAGGAAGCGGUGGCUGCUCGACGCCGCCGCGGCCGCGCCGGACGCAACGGACGUCCUCGCCUUCGAGGAGUUGGCGCUGGCAGCGGGCGCCGAGGUCGAGGCGGCUCCCGUCCCGGCACUGGCAGCGGCAGCGCAGAUUUCCGACACCGCUAACGCCACGGACAUGAUAUGCUACGAGCUGCUCGGGAUGGAGCAGGUGGAGAUCGACGCCGAGGCAGAAGCGGCUGCCACUGAGGCGGUGGAGCCGUGGGCGGAGAUGGACGAGAAAGAGGUUGAGGAGCUCGUCGCGGCCGCGGCUGCCACUGAGGCGGCGCCGGAGCCGUGGGCGGAGAUGGACGAGAAAGAGGUUGAGGAGCUUGUGCAGCAGAUAGACUGCAUUGGCUCGCCGAGCCCCUAA